UUUGACAAAGACAAAUGUAAAAAAAGAGUACAUUUAUUUAUUGUGUACAUGAAGAAUUGCUCAAGGCAUUUUCCCAAAUUCAACUGGGGAUUUGCUUAGGAAGGACACAUGGAACCGUCAGAGAGGUCGGAAGUCCUACUCUCCGAUGGCGGUCUCCAAAAUCAGCACACUGAACAUCUGAAGUACGCUCACGCUGGCCCUGAAGAAGGCGGCGAUGCCGAGAAUCAGAAUGAAGAGCUUCUAACGGCGUCGUUUCGCAAGGACGACAUGCUGAAAGCCCUGGAAGUCAUGGAGAGGGACUCGAUGGCCAUUGCUCAGAGCUUCACUAGUCUCUUCGCCUCCCUUCGGACCACCCUCUCGGAGGUUACAAGCAAUUCAGUUGAUCAUAUGAAUUGUUUUAGUGAUGCAGCUGGUCGUCUUCAAGAAUGUGCUCUUGAUGCAGCAACCAAGGGGAACCACUAUAUUAAUUCUAGCCUCAGGUUAAACGAGGAAAUGAAAGGCAUUGAAAAUCUUGCCUCACAGCUCAAAACCCUUCGCAGAAAUGUAGAUGCCCUAGACACGGCUGUGGACAGGCUCACUCGUUUCCCAUGAUUCUAUUUGGUUUUGCAGUAGCCACAAAUAUCCUAUUUUCCUUGUCUUGUUAAAUAUUUAUUGGUGAGAUGAAUUCUUAUUUCAUAUAUUCAUUUUCUUUAUAUUUUCGAAAUACUUUUAUUUUUAUUUUAUAAGCAUGUAUUCCUCUGCCCUAGUUUGAAAGUCUUAGGAAUGUUUGACACAAUUAAAACACUUUUAUGAGCUCUUUAGUAAACAUUUUGAAAACAUUUUAAAAGAAA
This is a messenger RNA of Cuscuta epithymum, 830 nucleotides long. NCBI's taxonomy places the organism in Eukaryota, Viridiplantae, Streptophyta, Magnoliopsida, Solanales, Convolvulaceae. The record is from the annotation of a GenBank genome assembly.